AUUUACCUCUUAUUAGACUAUAAAAUGAUCACUAUUUUAUAUUCUUAUUACAUAAAAUGAAAGGUAGAAAUAUAGAACUAAAUAAUUAUUAGUUACACAUUCAAAUUUAAGUAGGUAGUUUAGAGAGUAGACAUUUUAUUAUAACCUUCUUUAAUUAACCUCAAGCGAUACCGGCUUCAGCUUCAAGAUUAGUGUUUCUUCAAUAUUAUAUAUUAAUAGUAGUACUGAUAUUAAUAAAAAAAUGAGCAAUACAAAUUAUUCCCUAUCUGAAGGUGAUAUAAUCUCAGAAGAAAAAUCAUCAAGCAGCAAACAGAACAUUUGCGGUUUAUGUAACACAAAUGUUAGUAAGUAUUGCUGUCCUCGUUGCGAAGUAUACUAUUGUUCAUUAGACUGCUACAAAUCAGAGAAGCACAAUGAAUGCUCAGAAAGCUUUUAUAAAGACUGUGUACAUGAAGAACUUGGCUUUUACCAAAAUGAUGACGAAUCAAAGCAAAAAAUGAUUGAUAUAUUAAAAAGAAUGCAAAAUCAAGAUGUGGACAUAGAUAUACCUGAGGAACUAUUAGAAGAUGGUUACAGUGACAUAGACUCUGAUGAUGACGAACAUAUAGAUUUACAUGAUAGAAUAAAGGAUCUCAACCUUGAUGAUCCAGAUGCAGUAUGGAGUGCACUGACUGAGGAUGAGAGAAAUGACUUUGAAUCAUUAUUGAAUCAGGGUGAUGUGGGUUCUAUAAUACCUCAAUGGAAACCAUGGUGGGUGUACAGGAAAGAAGAAAAGCUUGUAGAGGAUAUGAACAAUCAUGAAAAGGAGGAAAUAUUCAAAGAUUGCCCACAUUUGAAGACAGUACCUCCGCUUUCAUCACUGACUAGGACAGAACCAUCACCAUCUAUAAAAUUUAAUAUCACAAAUAUUAUAGCAUCAUACACAUUAUUAAUGAGAUAUUUCAAUGGUGAAAUUGAUGCAGUUGAGGGCACAGUAUAUUUAUUAAACAUUUGUUCUAACUUGGACACUAAUAUGAACUUUGAAGAUCUAGCCACGGCUGUAGAGUCGGUCACACAGAAAUCACUUCAGAGUAAUCUUAUCGAAACGGACAAGAAUAGUAUAGAAGUAAUGAAACAUGACACAUUUCUAGUAUUACAAGGACCCAGUAAAGAAAAGAAAUUACACUAUUGUAAAGCAGUUCUUUCACAUAUACACAGCUUACUUACCAAAGCAAAGGAUGCUGAAAAAAAUUCAAAUGACAGUAGUAAAAGCAAAAGUGAAUUCUCCAGGAAGUUUCCAGAACACAAAAGGCACCAUUUACCCAAUCUAGAUAUAAGUAAAGUAAAGAGAUGUCUAAAAAAAUUAGAAUAUUAUUUAUCUUAUAUUGAAAGCUUUGAUGUGGAGUUUUAAUUUAUAGAGUCAAAUUUCUUCAUCCAGUUGUUACAAAUUUGUUUGUUUGUAUAGCUAAAUUACUAGGGCAGAAUGACAUCUAAAGGGAUAAGUUCAAUUGACAGAGUGCCUUGUCUUGCAUACUCUUUUAUUUUUUUUCUUCUAAUUGACACACUAAACAAUUUACAACCUAAUAGUAUCAUACUAUUUCAAAAUAACAUAUUCCAAUUGUAAGAAUAAUUCUUGACAAUUUUGACUAUCGCCAAAAUAAAAAUUUUAGACGUCAGAACAGUUACUUUUUUUUAACCCUACUAUUGUAUAAAUAGCAUAAACAAAUAAAACUUCGCAUAAAACCUUUACCAAAUAUUAUAUUUCCAUCAACAACAAGAACUUUAAUCACAGGAAUGUCAAAAAUAACAUUUAUAAUAUUUUUUCUACAUACAUUAUGAAACAUUAAAUUAUGACAAUAAUCAACAAUACUGUCCUACACGAACCACAAUACAUUCUCCAUAUUUUAAAUGUAAAUAAAAGUGCAACAAAUACAAAAGCCAAUAGUUCUUUUCAAUGUUCAUAUUUACGCUUAAUAUAUGUACUUGUACCUUUAAUUUCAUAACGAAUAAAGCAAUAAAUGUCAUUAUUUAAUAUGAUUAUAUAUGACUGAAAAUAUAUUUUUCAACUCUAAAAUAUUAUUGUAAUUUACACUUUAUUUUUGUGACAAAGUGAGGUAUAGUAAUACACAAGAUCAAAUGUAGGAAAACAACAUUUUUUAAAAAUGUUGGUUUCAUAUUUGGGAUAUCGUAAGGAAGGACACCACGACACAGUACAAAGUGAUCGAAUUUUUGCUUACAUAUUAUCAUUUGAAAGUCUAAUUUACUACAUUUCAAUGUUCAACUACUUCUAGCAAAUAUUGACAAAUAUUAUCAAUGUUUGUUCUUCUAUACAUACACAGAGAGUACAGUCACAUGCAAUUAUAUGUAACAGUAAAAGUACUUUGUCACAGCUAUAUUACUGACAAAUUUCGAACAUUUUUACAUACUACCAAUAAUAUAAUACUGCGACAUGGUACAAAAGCGUUGCAUAUUCGCGACUGUAAGUCCAUAUAAAAUAAUGACUGUUAUAAUAAAUAUUGCUUUCAUUUAAAGUUUCAAACUUGCAAUAAAUAUAUAAAUAUGUAAUUAAGUAUACUUACAGGGUUGCUACAGCGCUGUCUAAAGAAAAUUAUGUUAAAAAAUUAUACUAGUAAAUUGUACUCAACAUUUUUUUCCAAUAUAAUUAUAGAAAGAGGAAAAUAUAUGUGAAUACAUUUAUUCUUAUUAAAAAGAAUAAGUGAAUCUUUCUGUUGAAUUAAAUUUACUAUGAUCAAAAGUUAAUAUAUUUUUCUUCUAGACCCGCUCUUCUAUACCUAAAUAAACCAAAAAUAUUCUACACCAAAAAAAAAUGUGAAUUUGUCUUUUUUUAUUACGAUAUAUACAGAUUUAGAUUAGUAAUACUCGUGAUAUAUAAUAGAAUAUUUUAGGACUAAAAUUAAUUAACAGACGAUGCCUGCUGCCCCAUCUAAAAUGCCUGUAAAUAUUCAAUUCCAUCUACCGCUUAUAAAGACGUAUGAAUACGCAUUAAAAAUUAUGAAUCUUAAACAGUUUACUUUGUAUAUUUAUUUCUCACGUUAAAUUUACUCAUAUUAUUUAGUCAUUAAAUUAUCGCAUACAUAUCAUAGAAUUUUAGGGAAAGAAAACUUAUGUCCAUAUAAAACAGUCAUCUAAAAAAAAAUUGACUAACUGAGUACAGUAUAAAUUCUAGCGGCAUGAAACAAAGUUUCCUUGAUAUAGCAGGCAUCCACAUGCGUACCGUCAGCUGAGCUACACCUAUACUUAUUUACCGAUAGCGUAAAAAAGUACAUUCUAACUCUAAUGAAGACAAUAUUUGUAUUCCAAUACUUCCGAUAUAUAUUCUCUAUUCUUAAUGAAAUAUUUAAUGAAGUCAGUAUAACAAGUUAGCCUCACGAGUACAAAAACGUAUUAUAAAUAUGUUCCAUUAUUGUUCAGAGGUUUAUAAAUAAUUUACACAUUACAUUAGAAUAAACAGAUUCAUCACAAAUUUCUAAGUACAAGGGCUACUUGAAUAAAGAUUUAUAUUACAUUUUAAAACAAUUAACAUCUAUCGAAUAUAAACACGUUUCAUACAAUUGAAUGUUCAAUGGGCUUGCGUAGACGAGGUCAGUUCUUAGUCCGGUCACACGUCAUUCGGUUCAACGACAAUUAUUCUAUGCAACUCCGUUUUGAUUGGAGCAUGUCCAAUGAGGGCGGGGCGUAGCUACGGAUGCGCCAAUCGUAACGGAGUCGCAUAGCUAAUUGUUAAAUUGAACAGACUAAUGUGUGCCUAUGGUUCGGGAUUUAGCAAAUUUUGACCGACCGGCAUCUUACUGCUUUCUGAUCGAUUGUAAUUUUUUUCCGCAGCUAAGGAAAUGUUUGCAACUACACGCACUACGGAAAAAUAGCAUUCCAUUACUAUACAUAAAUAAGUAUGCUGACAAAAUAAUAGUACCUUAGAACUAACGUGUCGUUCAGUUAUGCCAACUAAUAAGUACCCGGAUUUCAUCUGCGCAUGCCAUUAAUAAUACUAAAUAACAAAGUCUCACAGUUGGUCAUUUAUCUAAUUGUUUCUUGAUACGUAUAGAAUCAAGUGAAAAACUACGCAUAAUACAAAUUGUACUAGAUGUCAUUUUGUAUAGUAAAGUUA
Molecule: messenger RNA, 4105 nt
Organism: Achroia grisella
Lineage: Eukaryota; Metazoa; Arthropoda; Insecta; Lepidoptera; Pyralidae
Product: zinc finger HIT domain-containing protein 2
Exons: 4
Coding region: 242-1390 (382 amino acids)
Source: RefSeq, a predicted model, not a curated record